Messenger RNA from Morus notabilis, 1193 nucleotides. RefSeq names its product biotin carboxyl carrier protein of acetyl-CoA carboxylase, chloroplastic. The transcript has 7 exons. Gene Ontology annotation, cellular component: acetyl-CoA carboxylase complex. Gene Ontology annotation, molecular function: acetyl-CoA carboxylase activity. NCBI's taxonomy places the organism in Eukaryota, Viridiplantae, Streptophyta, Magnoliopsida, Rosales, Moraceae. Gene Ontology annotation, biological process: fatty acid biosynthetic process. The record is from RefSeq and is a predicted model, not a curated record. Bases 71 to 892 code for a protein of 273 amino acids.
CUUUCUCUCUCUAGAGCUUCUCCUUCUUUAUCUCUCUAGAGCUUCUCCUUCUUUCUCUCUCUGCGCAACAAUGGCGUCCUCUCUUGCGACGGCUUCGGCUAUAACCAAAGCUACCAGUUUAUCUUAUUACAAUGACGGCAAUUGCAAGUAUUGCCCUAUCUCCAAGGUUUCUUUCCGUCUCUCUCACAAGCCUAACCUCCGAUUUGUCACCUCUCAGGGUUUACAGUCAAGUCGUAGGUCUACUGUGGUCAAAGCUCAAUUGAAUGAGGUUGCUGUCGAUGGAUCCUCCAAUGCUGCAGCUUCACCUUCAACCAAGUCUGAUGCACCAACACCAAAAGAGUCUAGUGAGCCUUCUCCAUCAGUUUUGGCAACAGAGGAAUCAAUCUCUGAGUUUAUUAGUCAAGUUGCAAGUCUUGUAAAGCUUGUUGACUCGAGAGAUAUUGUAGAGCUGCGGAUGAAACAACUGGACUGUGAAGUAGUAAUUCGUAAAAAGGAGGCCUUACCUCAACCACCACCUCCUCCUAUUCCUAUGGCUGCAGUCCACGCACUACCUCCAGCUUAUGCACCACCAGCUUCACCUGCACCUGCUCAGGCUUCUUCUCCAGCACCAGCAGCGGCCCCACCUCCACCUGCUGCCAAGUCAGCAAAGUCUUCGCUUCCACCUCUUAAAUGUCCAAUGGCAGGGACUUUCUACCGGAGUUCAGCACCUGGUGAACCUCCUUUUGUGAAGGUUGGAGACAAAGUACAGAAGGGACAGGUCUUGUGUAUUAUUGAAGCCAUGAAGUUGAUGAAUGAAAUAGAAGCUGAUCAAUCAGGAACUAUAGUCGAGAUCCUUGUGGAUGACAGCAAGCCUGUUAGUGUGGACACACCUUUAUUUGUGAUCCAACCCUAGAGCUUAAUGGCUGAGCGUGCAUAGUAGAUGGCUUUGAGCGGACAUGAAGAAAGGUUGCUUUACCUAGUAACAGUGUAACUUGCGGCAGUGUUUGAGUGUGGUAGAAUGUUUUGCUUGAAAUGAGGUGUAGUGCAGGGAGUCAGAUGAACUUAGUUUUGAAUCUUCGAUACCGGAGCCGAGAACAUUUUCUUUAUGAUGGUAGUCUUCCUCUUUUUAUUUUUUCCUUUUUCCUUGUAUCUGUCUGAAACUGUGCUAUUAAAUUGAUAAUGGUACUCUAAUAAACCAAUUUCUUAAGGUCUAA